UACCUAAUUUUUUCAGAACUUCAACAUCUACAAGCGUAUUGUGCUGGAGAUCCUGUCCAUGCCUGAUCUGGACCGUGCUGACUCCUACCGGAUGUGGGCUGACCUCAGAGACCUGCUGUUGGACCUGUGUGAGAACAUGUCCAAGUCAUCAGAAGCCAGCAGCCCGGCCCAUGAGGAGUUUGAACAGAUGCUGCAGAUUGCACACUACUAUGCUAUCAGGUCUGCAUGUAUGGGACAGAAGGGCAUGGAACACAUUGUUGCUCGGCUAUCUGUGUCCCUGCUGAGACACUCAGACAUCAUACCUGCUGACAAGGCCUUCUACGAGGCUGGUGUUCACUGUAAGUCCAUGGGGUGGGAGAACAUGGCAUUUGUGUUCCUGAACAGAUACCUGGAUCUCAGUGAAGCUAUAGAGGAGGGUUCCCUGGACAUGUUGGACAACAGUGACUUCCAGGAUACAGACAUCCCCUUUGAGAUCUCCUUACCAGAAAAGCAACACCUUCCUGAUGACAAGCGAGAGGAGGUGAAGGAGUGGGUGUUAGCCGUGUCCAUGGACCAGCGGGUAGAACAGAUCCUCCCCAUGGACGAGCGUGACACGUACGAGGCCUCGCUGGUCGCCAUCAACACCGGCAUCCGCUCACUGCCCUGUGUCGUCACAGGGUACCCUGUACUACGUAACAAGGUGGAGUUCAAACGUCCAGGCAAGGCUGCCAACAAGGAUGACUGGAACAAGUUCCUCAUGACAACCAAGAUGACCCACAGUACAGAGUGCCAGGAUGUGUUGAAGUUUGUUGGCAACUGGUGUGGGGCCACACCCAACCCCAACUUCUCCUUCCAGUAAAGUACACACAAAAUGUAGGGCAGCACUGUCUGUGUUGAUACCUGAAAGGGUACCAUCAGAGCCGGGUUACAAAGCAUGGAGUAGUGCUUUUGCAUGGUUUUGCAGCAAUACUGCUUCUCAAGAAAUAAUUCAUAUCAACUUUAAAUCAAUCAUUCCGUCCAGUCUAGAGGACAUUUAGCUAUAUGCUACAAUUUACUGCUGAUAGCAAAGUAAGUUAGAGAUAUAUAAACUGUAUCACUGAAUUUGAAGAUGUACACAUAUUGUACAUUUAUUAUUACAUGUAUCAGAGAAUAUUGGCAUUGUAAUCAUGAUAGAGGUUUACAAGUCUUAGAGUGAUAUUCUGAUAUACAGAAACUGUGCUCAUUGAAAAGAUUUAAAUUAGCACACUUAAAUAGGAUGUCAGAUAGAUACAUUGUACAUGUGUAUGUUUCCAGUGGUUAUAAUCACAUGGUUCCUUCACAAAAGUGCAAAGUACUAAUAAUAGAAAGAUUUUAUUUGCACAUGCAUGAAAUCACAAGAUAUUUCAUAAACGUGUUAUUUCAAGAUAUGACCUUCCUACCAGAUCUUGUUGAGUUUUUGUGCUUUGUAGUCUGUGUGUUGUAGUUGUCACAAGAGACAUCAGGGACAGUUGUCAUGUUGUCUGAAGUGUACAAGACUUAACUCCAAACUGUACCAGUACUUAUAUGUUGCACUGUAAUGUAUGGUUUUCAUGAACAGAGGUAAAUAAAAGUUAAUCAAUUUGUGGUGAAAAA
Messenger RNA from Branchiostoma belcheri (Belcher's lancelet), 1590 nucleotides. Its product is annotated as intraflagellar transport protein 172 homolog. The record is from RefSeq and is a predicted model, not a curated record. The coding region runs from base 59 to 838 and encodes 259 amino acids. Gene Ontology annotation, biological process: intraciliary transport. The transcript is spliced from 8 exons. NCBI's taxonomy places the organism in Eukaryota, Metazoa, Chordata, Leptocardii, Amphioxiformes, Branchiostomatidae. Gene Ontology annotation, cellular component: axoneme; intraciliary transport particle B; ciliary basal body.